UGUCCGGUGUCAGCCGGAUCGGUCCGGUUUUUGCUGGCAGAGUCCGUGACCUGGGCCGUCAGUAUUGGGAGGUGCGCGAGGGAAGACGCUGCGGGCCGGCAGUGGCGACCGGCGCGACCGGGCGCAGAUACGACGCGUCUGUGUUUGUGAGAGGUCCGCGCAGGCCAGGGAUGUCGCCGGCAGUCUCGUGUCUAGUGGAUUUCACGGCGCCGAACCGGAGGAAGAAACGGGUUCGGUUUCAGGAUGAGCUGACAGCAUAUGACACGCUUACCUCCCCAUCCGAUCUUCAAACAAACGACGCCCUCGACGUGUCGCCGCGCCCGGCGGCGCUGCCCGAGGGGUCAGCAGAGACCGGCGACGGGUCGCUGACCUCAUACCCGGCCCAGACGAGUGCGUGGAUCACCAGGACGCCUCUCACGGCCACAUGGCACCUGCCCAGCCUGCCGGCCGCCGGCCAGGGAGAUGGUGUGAACGGAGAGGACCCAGCGGCCCAGACGUCUGGGUGGUGGGACCGCAAGGUGUCGUCCAUGUAUGUCUCUGCUCCACUGACGGUGCUGCCCUCUGUGCAGUGUCAGGACGCCGUCGAUAUUAUGCUGGAGGAGGGCCUUGACCAGCUGCCCGUGGUCAGCCAGCCGGGGGAGCUUGUUGGUAUUGUGACUCUGAGGUCACUAAUGACGUCACUAGCCGUCCAAAGGUCACUGCCGUCCACACCAGUCGGAGAGGUGAUGUGCCGCGAUCUGUGCACUCUGUCGCGUGAUCACACACUGCUCGAGCUGUCAAAAAAGCUGCAGCUCCACGGCUGUGCGCUCAUUGUGCACAGCCAGCGGCGUGUGACGGAGCAGGGGAAGGUAGCAAAUAAGAUGGUCGUGAUCGGUUUGGUGACCCCGACCGACCUACUGGGGUACAUCGUAAGGACCAGCCUAUCGGUGUAGUGGCCUGACCUGUGACCCGACCUGUGACCUCGACCGAAUCGACUGGAAGAACAGAAGUUUUUACCGUCAUGGACAUCGGAAAGUCAUUUCGAUCGCUGCCGGCUGCAUAAUUCAGUGUUUUAAACUGAUGUAUUUGUGACUUGAUCAUGUUGAGUAAUAAUAAUAUGGCAAUAUAAGCUACGAGACUUCUU
Molecule: messenger RNA, 1123 nt
Organism: Amphibalanus amphitrite
Lineage: Eukaryota; Metazoa; Arthropoda; Thecostraca; Balanomorpha; Balanidae
Product: cystathionine beta-synthase-like
Exons: 6
Coding region: 171-932 (253 amino acids)
Source: RefSeq, a predicted model, not a curated record